UAACACUUUAAUUAUUUUAACUAUAAAAUAUAAAGUUCACAUAACAUUACCAAGUCUUUAUAUGAGAAUAUAAAACGUAAUAAUAGUUAAACGAUAAUAAUAAAUUUCUUAGCAAGACAUCUGUAAUAAUUUGUUCUUACUUAAAUAAGAAAGUGAAAUGUCCGAAAAACACUUUAUUAGUAAAAAGAAAAAGAGAGAAAACGAAAGAAUAAGAAGAGAAUUGGAAUCUGAAGGUAUGAAACAGUUAAGACUUAGACAAUAUGAAUUAGCCCUUCCAAGUUUCAACAAGGCUUUACAAUUAGUUCCGAAAAAUGUGAAAUGUUUAACUUAUCGCUCGAAAUGUCAUCUUUUAUUGGGAAUAAAUGAAGAAGCUCUGAAAGAUAUCGAAGAAGCUAUGAAAAAUGAUCCUAAUAACAUCGAUUCGAUUAAGCAAAUAGCCGAAACUCUUUAUUUGCUCGGCGAUUUCGAACAUGCUCUGGUGUAUUUUCAACGUGGUUAUCAAUUGAGAUCAAAUUACGACGUCUUCAAAUUCGGCAUUCAGAAGUGUCAGGAAGCCAUCAACAACGCAAUUGGAGCUUAUGCGCCGUUUGAAUUAACUGAGCCUAAUACAUCCGAAAAGAUUAUAUCGACAAAACCAUCCACCGACAUCUUUAAUCAAUCAUCCGAUCUAACAGUAAAUAAGAAAUUAGAUAAAAAAUACGAAAAUAUAUCUAGACUAACAUUAGAAAAAUCUGACGAAGAUCGCAAAUAUCUAAAUGCAUUACUAUCGAGCAAAGAAUUAUUAAUAAAUAAAACAAGUUAUAAAAAUAUCUGCCGCAUUAAAAGUAUUAUCAAAGAUACUUUAAAAUAUCUCAAGACUAGAGAAGAAUUCUGGACGAAACAACAACCGAUUUAUUCUCGAGAAACAGGAGGAGGAACGUUAAGAACAUUCGAAUCGAAAAGAACCGAAUAUUUCAUUCCAAAGAAAAAGAAAUUCGAGACAAAAAAAAUGAUAAGGGAAGACAUGAUAAACCUGCUGAAAGAAAUCGAUAAAAGUUUGAAUCGGGGUUGCUAUCGUGUUACGUUGAAUAAAUGUAAAGAAGUAUUGAAAGCAUUUAACACUUAUUACGGACGAAAACUGGAGAAUAAAAACGAGAUUACCGCGGCAGUAUUUAGUCAAAUGGGAAUCGCUCAUUUAGAAUUACAGAAUUUUAGCGCCGCUAUAAGUUGCUUUCAAAAAGAUCUGAAUAUCGUUUCGGAGAGCAAUCUUACUUAUGCAAAAUCCAUUGCUUUAGAAAAUUUAGGAAGAGCGUACGCAGCAUCGAAGGAUUAUAAUAAUGCUAUCGAAACAUGGAAACAAAAAAUACCUUUAUGUAAAGAGAAAAUAGAAGAAACUUGGUUGUACCAUGAAAUAGGUAGAGCCUACAUUGAACUUGGACAAUAUGUACAAGCUAUUGAAUUCGGUAAAAAAGCCAUGGGAUGUGCUGGACAGUGCUAUAAUUCAGACUGGAAAUUGAAUUGCACAGCAUUAGUGGCACAAGCUUAUAUUUACGCAAAAAAUAUCGAAGAAGGAAUUAAAUAUUUUAAAAUAGCUUUAUCGUAUGCUAAACUUUCAUCAAAUUAUGAAAACGUAAAAGCAAUUACCGAAAUGCUUUACAAAUUGAAAUUAUACAAUAAUAAAAUUACGGAUUCUCAACAAUUAGAAUCAUCGAAAUUUUUAGAAUCUUUUGAAUUUCAACCGGAAGAAAAUUGGAAAGAAGAAUCUUGGGCAUCCGACGUUAAUGCAUUGCAUAAUCAAGAGAAAAAACAAACUGAUGUUACUGAAGAUUCAAUAUCAGAAAUUACCGAAGACAGUGAAAGAAAAAAAGAAAUGACAAGUUCAAUUGAAUGUAAAGAUUCAAAUAAAUUUUUACAAUCGGACGAUAACGUUGAUCCACAAGAAAUAAAAUAUUCCACACCCAUCAAAGAUGCUCCUGAAGUUCUUCACAAUUCUUCUGAAAUGCAAUCGAAAUUUCAAAAUAAUUCGUUCUUUCAGUCAGAAUCUUCAAAGGAACAAGAGGAGAUGGCUGAGCUUUCGGAUGAUGAAAAGAAUAAAAUAAAAAGCGAUAAUUCUAGGACAUUCAAAGGAUAAGAUUUCUUCAGAAAACAAGAUAUAAUAUUUUCAAAAUUUCAGUAUUAAUUUUGUUUAAUAAAGUUAUACAAAUGUUAUUAAAUUUUAGUCAAGUUAAUAGAAUAAAUUAUCUGUUAUA
Messenger RNA from Centruroides sculpturatus (bark scorpion), 2228 nucleotides. RefSeq names its product tetratricopeptide repeat protein 25-like. Lineage: Eukaryota; Metazoa; Arthropoda; Arachnida; Scorpiones; Buthidae. The record is from RefSeq and is a predicted model, not a curated record. Gene Ontology annotation, molecular function: protein binding. The transcript has 11 exons. Bases 158 to 2110 code for a protein of 650 amino acids.